This is a messenger RNA of Cynocephalus volans (Philippine flying lemur), 3506 nucleotides long. It is a transcript of the gene PPEF1, whose product is annotated as protein phosphatase with EF-hand domain 1. Gene Ontology annotation, molecular function: phosphoprotein phosphatase activity; manganese ion binding; calcium ion binding. Gene Ontology annotation, biological process: detection of stimulus involved in sensory perception. Lineage: Eukaryota; Metazoa; Chordata; Mammalia; Dermoptera; Cynocephalidae. The transcript is spliced from 19 exons. Bases 491 to 2464 code for a protein of 657 amino acids. The record is from RefSeq and is a predicted model, not a curated record.
UUAAAACCAUUUUGGGAGGCAUCUUGAAGCACCCAGGUGGACUUGACCUGCAGGCUGAGGCUGUCCUUUUCUCUGGUAUCUUUAAGGCUGGCAGGCUCAUGGAGAAAUGACACUGAUUGUAUGAAAGCAACCUCCCUCAGCCAACUACUGUCUUCCCGGGAAAGGCCCUGGAAGAAACAGGCUAGGAGACCACAUCCCUGCUCAGCUGAAGGAAAGCCAGAGAGCAACUGAGAAGAGGCUGAAAACUGAAUUUUGCAAACACACAAGACCUCUGCAUUCCCUCAUAGGGAAGGUUUUUUCUCAUCUUUGUUUCUCUCGAAGCACCUGGUGUGAGGAAAAACCUCUGCAUUGUCCAAGCAGAAGAAACAGUAUCUAUGACCGAAAGGGAUCAGCUAAGGUGGCUCAUCGCAGAGUAAAGGGAGUGACUUUUCGCAUUCUGUCUUGGAAUCAGAAGUUGAAUUCACGAACACAUAGGAUUUAGAUAAAAGUCAUGGGGUGUGGCAGUUCUUCAAUGAAAGACAAGAAAUCUGAGACAGUGCUAAAAGCCGCAUUGAUCAUCCAGAACUGGUACCGAAGGUACAGAGCUCGGUUGAAGGCCAGACAACACUAUGCUCUCACCAUAUUCCAGUCCAUCGAAUACGCUGAUGAACAAGGACAAAUGCAGCUAUCCAACUUCUUUUCCUUCAUGUUGGAAAACUAUGCGCUUGUAUGUGAGCAAAGUCCACAAUUAAUAAGGCGACUUUUUGAAAGCACCCUCCAGGAUAUCAAGGAUAGACAGGACUACGUGGCAUUGAUAGAUGUCCCAGAUUCCUAUGAUGGUCCUCGCCUACAAUUUCCUCUCACUUUUACUGAUAUUGAUUUACUUAUUGAGGCCUUCAAGCAACAACAGAUACUUCAUGCUCAUUAUGUCUUAGAGGUGCUGUUUGAAACCAAGAAAAUCCUGAAGCAAAUGCCGAAUUUCACUCACAUAAAGACUUCUCCUUCCAAAGGGAUAACAAUCUGUGGUGAUUUGCAUGGGAAACUGGAUGAUCUUUUUUUGAUCUUCUAUAAGAAUGGCCUCCCUUCAGGGAGCAACCCAUAUAUUUUUAAUGGUGAUUUUGUAGAUCGAGGAAGUAAUUCCAUGGAGAUCCUAAUGAUCCUGUUCGUGAGUUUUCUUGUCUACCCCAAUGACCUGCACUUGAACAGAGGGAACCAUGAAGAUUUUAUGAUGAAUAUGAGGUAUGGCUUCACGAGAGAAGUUUUAUAUAAAUAUAAGCUACACGGAAAAAAAAUCUUACAAAUCUUGGAAGACCUCUAUACCUGGCUCCCAAUUGGUACGAUCAUUGACAAUGAAAUCCUGGUCAUACAUGGCGGAAUAUCAGAGUCCACAGACUUGAAUUUACUCCACCGUUUAGAAAGAAACAAAAUGAAGUCUGUGCUGAUGCCACCAAUGUCAGUAAAUGGAAACCUUACCACUGACUUGAAGAAAAAUAAAGGAGGUGUACCUGUUGCUAUGCAUGGAAGACUCAGAGCAAGUCAAUCUUUUUCCGAACAGUUAUCAAAGAAUGAAUGGGGACAGGUUAUUGAUAUUCUGUGGAGUGAUCCCAGAGGCAUAAAUGGCUGUUACCCAAACACAAGUCGAGGAGGGGGCUGCUAUUUUGGGCCAGAUGUUACCUCCAAGGUUCUCAGUAAAUACCAGCUGAAGAUGCUCAUUAGGUCUCAUGAAUGUAAGCCUGAAGGGUAUGAAAUCUGCCAUGAUGGGAAGGUUGUUACUGUAUUUUCUGCUUCUAAUUAUUAUGAAGAAGGCAGCAAUCGAGGAGCUUACAUCAAACUGAGUUCUGGUAUGACGCCUCGAUUUUUCCAGUACCAAGUAACUAAGGCAACAUGCAUGAGACCUCUUCACCAAAGGGUGGAUGCCAUGGAAUGCAGUGCCAUCAGAAUAUUAAGAGAGAGAAUAAUUGCACGAAAAACUGACCUUAUUCGUGCUUUCCAACUUCAAGACUACACUAAAUCAGGAAAACUGUCUAAGACCCAGUGGGCUUUUUCCAUGGAGAAGACUUUGGGGCUGAAUUUACCAUGGAGAUCUCUGAGUUCACAUCUGGUAAAGACAGACAAAGAUGGAAAUAUUGACUACAUGUCCAGCUUCCAGGAUAUACGCAUUGAAAAACCUGUGAAAGAGAUUCAGUCUACUCUGGUUGAAACUCUGUACAGAUACCGAUCUGACCUGCAAAUCAUAUUUAAUAUCAUGGACUCUGAUCACUCAGGCCUGAUUUCCAUGGAAGAAUUUCGUGCCAUGUGGAGACUUUUCAGUCUUCACUACAAUGUUGAACAUAUUGAUGAUUCCCACGUUGAUGAGCUCGCCAGCUCAAUGGACUUCAACAAAGAUGGAAGCAUUGACUUUAAUGAGUUUCUAAAGGCUUUCUAUGUAGUGCAUAAAUUUGAUAAGUUGGCCAAAUCAGACACCACCCUUGCUGAACAGGAAUGAAGGCUUCCCUCAGGCUCCUUGUAAACAGCUGGGCCCAAAUCACAUGCAGUUUUUUCCAGGACCCUUGAAAUUUAUUGUCAGUAGUAGAGAAAAGUAGACUGCAAUUCACACCACAAACACAUGCAUAGUACAGGUUUUGGAAGUCCCUAGUUAAACUGUUAUUGGUAAGAUUAGGUUAAAUGCUAGCUGAUAAGAUUUGGCUUCAGUGUUAGGACCAAGAAAUUAUCAGCGAGAAACUGGGUUUGAGCCUAGUGUUGGUCUCCUGAAUACCACCUAACCAGGAGACCAGAGCAGUUUGUAAACAUAUUGAAAGGAGCCCACAAAGCACCAGAGAAAACUAUUAAGUGCAACAUCUGUGAGUAACUGAGGGUUGGGAAGAGGAAUACUAAAUUACUAAUCGAAUAAAAUACUUCCAUCCUUAAACUGUAAUCUUUUUUGGUGAUUUCGUAAACCAGUAAUCCUCAAUUGGCGGGACCACCCUUCUGAGAUGGAGACCAUAUCAGAUUCUUGGGGGAAGCAGUGGGAAUAUAUUAUUUGAAAAAGCGUAUUUUUUCAUGUUUGUUGGAGAUGCGAAGUGAAUACCUUUGGAUUGAGCCCUACAAUUAAUAUGGUUUACCAUCACUGGUAAGAUGGGGCCUUGGUUAUGCAUACCAUCAAACAGAAAUUAUAGGAGGCCAUUGUUUUGGACUAGGCUCCUGCACUAGGCCCCAACAGACCAAAGAUCAAAAUGGAGUCACUUGUGCUGAGGUUCUACAUCACCAAACCAAAACGGAGUUGUUAUUUGACCUUCUGAGAAAUCAGGAGAGAGAGAUAACAGCCUAAUUUCCCAAACAGGCCAGUUCAAUCAGCAUGAUAAUGAAGUUCCCUCUGCCUUUAAUCCUUAUAACAAAAAGUAACCUGAAUUAACCAGAUAUUAAUUAAUCAGUUAUUUCUUUUUUGUUCUGUUUCCCUGUUCCCACCUUACAAGGAAAGUAACUUAAACAAUCCACUUUUUAUUCUUUGUUUGUUUUCAGCCCUUCUCUGUCUUUAAAAUCAAUUCCUU